Stegostoma tigrinum is the source of this 5797-nucleotide messenger RNA. Its product is annotated as cytochrome P450 4V2-like. The transcript has 11 exons. Gene Ontology annotation, molecular function: heme binding; oxidoreductase activity, acting on paired donors, with incorporation or reduction of molecular oxygen; iron ion binding. The record is from RefSeq and is a predicted model, not a curated record. NCBI's taxonomy places the organism in Eukaryota, Metazoa, Chordata, Chondrichthyes, Orectolobiformes, Stegostomatidae. Bases 168 to 1712 code for a protein of 514 amino acids.
AGUCACAUGAUAAUGUUUCCCGGAAAGCAAAAUAAUACAGAGCUGACACUCCCCCAAAACUGGAGAACUCGGUGACAGUGUGAGGGUGACAACGGGGUCAGUUCACCAAGGAGAGGUAUCAGUGUCCUGGGGUUGGAGCCGCUCCGCGGACACUGCAGCCCGGCGGGAUGGAGGCGUUGUCUCCCGGCGCUAUACUGACUGCUGUUUUCCUCACUCUGUUGGUUGGGCUCGCUAUCCACUUGUUUGCUGACUAUGUCCGUAAAUGGAACCAGAUGAAAUGGAUCCCCGGGAUCAGCCCGACCUACCCGAUCCUGGGGAAUGCACUCCUGUUCAAGCCAAGUGGAGAAGACUUUUUCCUUCAACUGAUUGAAUUUACCACGAAGUGCAGAGAUGAACCACUCAUGAAGUUAUGGCUGGGACCGCUACCCUUUGUUGUGUUGUUUCAUGCAGAGAAUGUGGAAGUCGUAUUGAGCAGUUCCAAGCACCUUGAUAAGUCCUAUGCAUACAAGUUUCUUCACCCCUGGCUUGGCACGGGACUAUUGACAAGCACUGGAAGUAAAUGGCGGGCAAGGAGGAAGUUAAUAACCCCGACAUUUCACUUUACAAUUCUGACAGAAUUUCUGGAGGUUAUGAACGAACAGACCAGUGUAUUACUGGAAAAAUGGGAGAAGAAAGUGGGAAAGGGACCUUUUAACUGCUUUACUGAUAUCACGCUUUGUGCAUUGGACAUUAUUUGUGAAACUGCUAUGGAUAAGAAAGUCUAUGCUCAGAAUAACAGUGACUCGGAAUAUGUUCGUGCAAUUUACAAGAUGAGUGAUUUGAUCCACCGCAGACAGAAAAUGCCUUGGUUUUGGCCUGACUUCAUGUUCAACACGUUCGGUGAUGGAAAGGAACAUGAUGAAACCCUCAAAAUUCUGCAUGCCUUUACAGAGAAGGUGAUUGUAGAGAGGUCUUGCAAAAUGGAAACUUCUGGAGAAUGUAGCAGUUCCAAUAUGGAUUUAGAGUCUGAAUCACAGAGCAAAAAGAAACGCAAAACAUUUCUUGACCUAAUUCUCAGUGCAGUGGAUGAAGAUGGAAAGAAACUGAGUCAACAGGAUGUUAGGGAAGAAGUGGACACAUUCAUGUUUGAGGGGCAUGAUACCACAGCGACCUCAAUAAACUGGACCCUUUACCUCUUGGGAACCCAUCCUGAUGUACAGAAGAAAGUUCAUGAAGAGCUGGAUGAUGUUUUUGGUAAUUCUGAUCGUCUUGCUACAAUGGAAGAUCUGAAGCAUCUCCACUUUCUGCAAUGUGUUAUUAAGGAAUCUCUGCGCUUGUUCCCUUCUGUUCCAAUUAUUGGACGUACUUUGCUUGAGAACUGCUAUAUUGGAGGCUUUAAUGUACCAAAAGGAGUCAAUGCUCUCCUCAUUCCUUAUGCCCUGCACAGAGAUCCCAAACAUUUCCCAGACCCUGAAGAAUUUAGGCCAGAGCGAUUUUUACAAGAAAAUUCAAGAAAAGUUAAUCCAUAUGCAUUUAUUCCAUUUUCUGCUGGAGUUCGAAACUGCAUUGGCCAAAAAUUUGCACUCAUGGAGGAGAAGGUGAUGUUGUCCUCGAUUCUUCGGCGAUUCCAUGUAGAAGCCAAACAAAGCCGUGAGGAACUCCACAUUGUGGGUGAAUUGAUUCUGCGCCCUCAAAGUGGCAUCUGGAUAGAGCUUCGCCACAGAGCAGAAUAAAUGGCAUUGGGGCAGCGUGACCACUAAGAAUGUCAGUUUAAAAAGUUCAUUUUGUAAUAUUCUUUCACAUACUGAGGGAUAAUCAUUUUCUGAAUUGAAACUUUUUUGCCCUUAGAUUAUUCUCAAACUGUAAUGCACUAGUAGCCUUGUAGCAUGUAAUACUAUUUAUCUAUGUCACUGUAAAAACUGGAUUCUAAUGCACUUUUAAUUUGCACUUUCUAUUCUAUACAAACCAGAACCUUUUACACGAAUAUUGCUGUUAACUUCUAAUAAAUCAUUCUUCUGUAAAGCAUUGUUACCAUCUAGCAUAUUUAAAAGAUAGAAAGAGAGCUUUAUUCAUGGAUAUCCAGUUCCUUCACCUAUGUCUUAUCUGUAUGGAUGAUGCCUCUUUCCAAAAAAGUGCUGCUGACAUGGCUUCUUUCUUCCAUACCCGUGGCUUUCCACCCACUGUGAGGGGUGGUCGUGCCUGACAAACCUGUUAGAAUUCUUUUGAAGAGGUAACAAGUAUGUUAGACUAGGGAAACCCAGUAGAUGUUAUCUAUCUAGACUUCCAAAAGGCCUUUGAUACAGUCCCUCACGGGAGGCUGCUGAGCAAGGUGACGGCCCGUGGUGUUCGAGGUGAGCUACUGGCUUGGUUUGAGGAUUGGCUGUCUGACAGAAGGCAGAGAGUUGGGAUAAAGGGUUCUUUUUCGGAAUGGCAACCGGUGACAAGUGGUGUCCCGCAGGGUUCAGUGUUGGGGCCACAGCUGUUCAUCUUAUAUAUUAAUGAUCUUGAUGAAGGGACUGGAGGAAUUCUGGCAAAGUUUGCCGAUGAUACAAAGAUUGGCGGACAGGCAGGUAGUACUGAGGAGGUGGGGAAGCUGCAGAAAGAUUUAGACAGUUUAGGAGAGUGGUCCAGGAAAUGGCUGCUGAAAUUCAAUGUGAGCAAAUGUGAGGUUUUGCACUUUGGAAAAAAGAAUACAGGCAUGGACUAUUUUCUAAACGGUGAGAAAAUUCGCAAAUCAGAAGUGCAAAGGGAUCUGGGAGUGUUGGUCCAGGAUUCUCUAAAGGUUAACUUGCAGGUAGAGUCCGUAAUUAAGAAAGCGAAUGUCAUGUUGUCGUUUAUCUCAAGAGGUUUGGAAUAUAAAAGCAGCGAUGUGCUUCUGAGGCUUUAUAAGGCUCUAAUUAGGCCCCAUUUAGAAUACUGUGUCCAAUUUUGGGCCCCACACCUCAGGAAGGACAUACUCGCCCUAGAGCGUGUCCAGAGGAGAUUCACAUGGAUGAUCCCUGGAAUGGUAGGUUUAACGUAUGAUGAACGGCUAAGGAUCCUGGGAUUGUAUUUGUUAGAGUUUAGAAGGUUGAGGGGAGAUCUAAUAGAAACUUACAAGACAAUGUAUGGUUUAGAAGGGGUGGACCCUAGGAAGAUGUUUCCGUUAGGCGGGGAGACUCGGACCCAUGGGCACAGCCUUAAAAUUAGAGGGAGUAAAUUUAAAACUGAAAUGAGACGACAUUUCUUCAGCCAGCGAGUGGUGGGGCUUGUGGAAUUCAUUGCCACGGAGUGCAGUGGAGGCCAGGACGUUGGAUGCCUUCAAGGCAGAGAUCGACAAAUUCUUGAUCUCAGAAGGAAUCAAGAGCUACAGAGGACACAGUUUAAAAAUAAGGGGUAGGCCAUUUAGAACAGAGUUGAGGAGAAACGUCUUCACCCAGAGAGGGGUGGAUAUAUGGAAUGCUCUGCCCCAGAAGGCAGUGGAGGCCAACUUUCUGGAUACUUCUAAGAAAGAGAUAGAUAGAGCUCUUAAAAGAUAGAGGAAUCAAGGGUUAUGGGGAUAAGUCAGGAACAGGAUACUGAUUAUGGAUGAUCAGCCAUGAUCAUAAUGAAUGGUGGUGCUGGCUUGAAGGGCCGAAUGGCCUACUCCAGCACCUAUUGUCUAUUGUCUAUUGACAAGGCUGUCCGUUGCACCCAACCUAUUACCCAUGCUUCCACCCUUGCCCCUUUCCCAUCAUAGCAGCAGCAUGAUUGUGUCCCCCCUUGUCCUCACUUUUCAUCCCACCGGCCUCCGCAUUCUAAGGAUAAUCCUUUGUCAUUUCUGAUAACGCCAGCAGAACGCCACACCAAACACAUCUUCCCCUCACUCCCCUCUCUGCAUUUCACAAGGUCUGUUCCUUCUGGGUCACUCUAGUCCAUUCCUCGCCCACUAACACCAUCCCCGCUUCCUGUGUAACUGCAGAAGGUGCAACACUGCCCCUUUAUUCUUCCUUGCUCACCUUCCAAAGACCUCAACAGUCUUUCCAGGUGAAGCAGCAUUUUGCCUGUACCUCCUCCAAUCUGAUCUGUUGCAUUCACACUACCCAGUGUGGCCUGCUCUACACUGGAGAAACUAAACACCGACUGGGGGAUCACUUUGCAGAACAUCUCUAGUCUGUGCAUAAGCGUGACCUUAACCUUCUCUGUAACCGGUCAUUUUAACACAGCGUUCUUCACAUGCGUCUGGCCUCAGCAUGCUGCAGCAUGCAAACUCAUCUUCGUACAAGGUACUUGAUAACCUUCUUAAUAUUGAGUUAACACCUUCAGAUUGUGAACACCCUCCCAUUUCAUCCCUUUCUUUUAUUUUUAUUUGUUGCAUCUUUGUCUCCAUCUCCUUUCUCCACCCCCCACCCCCACCCCCACCCCCACCCACUCUAGUGGGACUGGUCUUUCCAGUCUGACAGUUAGACACACCUUUUGUUCAAGAUAACAAAGUGUGGAGCUGGAUGAACACAGCAGGCCAAGCAGCGUUUUAGGAGCGCAAAAACUGAUGUUUCGGGCCUAGACCCUUCUUCAGAGAGCUUGCAGUGGGAGAGAGAUUCCCUGAAGUUGGUCUGGAGGGAGGAGGGUAACUUCUUCAGGUUAGGCAUCCCUGGAAGAGGCUUCACUGUGAGGUUAAAAUAAUGAUCAGAGAUAAUGGGAACUGCAGAUGCCAGAAAAAUGACAUCUCCAGCAAGAGAGAAUCUAACCGUCAGUCCUUGAUGCUUGGUUCCAUUACCGUGGCUGAAUUCCCCACAAUAAACAUUUCCUUUUGGGGGCGGGGGGUGGGGGAAAGGGGUUGCUUGCCAUUGGCCAGUAACUUAACUGGGCUUGCCAUACAAAUACCACAGUGAGUCAGAGGCUAGGAACACUGCAGCAAAAAAAAAGUGUGGAGCUGGAUGAACACAGCAGGCCAAGCAGCAUCUCAGCAGCACAAAAGCUGGCGUUUCAGGCCUAGACCCUUCAUCAGAGAGCCAUUUUCACAUUCUGAUCACUUAAUCUGCUCUAUCAGCAUCCUUUCUUACUUGUCGUCCCCCACCCCCACGUACACACUGGCAUAAAUGCUGUCCCCUCCACACCCCGUGUCAGCUCUGAUGAAGAGUCAUCGAGACUUGAAACGUCACUUUGCUCUCUCUCCGUGCAUGCUGCCGUGAUUUCCAGCUUUUUUUUGUGUUUUUGAUACCAUCGCUGUCACAGUUUGACCUUUUGUUCCCCCAACACUUUAGUUUUAUUUGUGUGGCAAAACAGCAGUUCCAUAAUCAAUCUGGUCCCUGAAAGAAACAAGUUAGUACUUUUGUUUAAAAAGGUAUAACCGUGAAUCUUCCAGUCUAUCAACUAUCUUUUCUGUUGAAAUUAACGGCAAUUAAAAUUGGGUGCAGUGUAAGCCAGUUUGUGAGCACCUGAAGUGAAUUUAUAUUCUUGAGUGCCUGAUAAGAUGGUUGAUUUGAACUUGGAUUUUUGUAUAGCUGCAAAUCAGUGUUGGGGGGGGGAGCGGAUAAAUGGAUACUUGCAGUAGAGGUGAAGCAUACAAACUGAGCAAUUUAAAUUGUUGGUAUCUCAGAGCUGAUAUAUUGAAAUGAUUAUUCUUCCUGUUAAUGGCGUUCAGAAUGAGCACAAAAUCAUGAAAAAAUGCAGAAACAUCAGUUUCAAUGUACUGACUUUUAAAUAUUGAAUGUUUUCAACUCGAUCAACUUAUGUUUAGCUUGACUUUGUCUACCAGUUUGUUUUCCAUAAAGUUACAAUGUAAUGAUCAAGCCCAGCUUUUGUGCUAACUAACUGGGUACUUUUUUUUAAAAUAAAAAUAUCAAAUGCUGCAAUAACA